Molecule: messenger RNA, 1419 nt
Organism: Colletotrichum navitas
Lineage: Eukaryota; Fungi; Ascomycota; Sordariomycetes; Glomerellales; Glomerellaceae
Product: GIY-YIG catalytic domain-containing protein
Exons: 2
Coding region: 348-1268 (306 amino acids)
Biological process (GO): double-strand break repair via homologous recombination
Cellular component (GO): Slx1-Slx4 complex
Molecular function (GO): 5'-flap endonuclease activity; crossover junction DNA endonuclease activity
Source: RefSeq, a predicted model, not a curated record
CGCAACAAGAAUCAUCAGCAGCAGAACACACGCACACCAGACCACAUACGCUCACACCUCGACCGCCCCGCGUACCCUCGUUGUCGCAAUCUUCCCCGGUUUCCCGGUUCCCCGGGCUCCCCCUCCUAACUCUCCCACGCAAACUCAACUUUACUUAGCUUGGCCCCCAGACCAGAACCCGACCUUGCCGACACAUUCCCAAAACCGAGUCCGCGUAUGCUUUCACAAGCACGCAGAGUCUAGACUCUCCCGCCCGCCCGCCCGCCGAGCCUGCGUCCUGCACAACUUCUCCAAAAUACGUCGCACAACAUAAUGUCCUGACUCUGUCCGCCCUUCCCUGCCGAGUCAUGCCUGUCCAGUCCAAGCCCAUACCUGCCCUCUACACCGUCUACGUCCUCCGUUCUACGGUGCGCCACGCCUCUCUCUACAUCGGCUCCACGCCCAACCCCCCACGCCGUCUGAAGCAGCACAAUGGCGAGGCUCGCGGCGGCGCUGCUCGCACCUCCCGCCUAAGCCUCCGGCCCUGGGAGAUGGUGGGUCUGGUCUCCGGCUUCCCGGGCAUGGUUGCCGCAUUGAAGUUUGAGUGGGCACUGACCAACCCGCAUCUGUCUCUGCACAUCCCUUCAGCGUCGCGAAUCACUGUCUCGGCUGGAGUCAAGCGAAACGGCCAUCCUCGCCGGCCUCGAGCGAGUCUUUCUUCGAUCCUGUCCAAUCUACGGCUACUACUGAGCGUACCUAGUUUUCGUCGCUGGCCGCUGACAUUGCACUUCUUCGCAAAAGAUGUCCACAAGGCAUGGCUGCUGUCGUCUGUCGACACGGCCGAGCCUCUGCGAAACACUCUGGAUGUGGUCACUGACUUCGGCCCUGACCCUGCGGCAUCUUCAGACAACGCCGAGUGGGGCAUCCAUGCCUUACCUCUAGACUACACACCCAUCAAGGAAUAUGUUGAAAAGGGACAGUCCAUCACGACCUUUGAGAGAGAGGGCAACUGUGUCGUAUGCGCCGAGGCGCUCCCUCACGGCCAGGGAUUGCUGGCUGUAUGUCCGAACGAAGGCUGCGAAGGCGUCGGCCAUCUGUCAUGUUGGAGUCGUCAUAUACUCCGCAAUGAAGGCGAACAGCAAGCGGUCGUCCCCAUUCAGGGUCGUUGCCCCCAGUGUGGGGGCCAUGUCCGGUGGGCCGCUAUGAUGAAAGAACUGACGCUGCGGGAACGGGGCGCGAAAGAGAUCGAUGCCCUUCUCAAGAAAAAGAAGCGGCGAACCAAGUCUUGAUAAGAUCCAGAUGGAUCCAGAUGGAUCCAGAUGUGUCAAUGAUGGAUCUGCAUUGCAGAUUAACCUGCGAUGCAACAUCUCGGUUGGCCCGUGAAUCCAGUUUGCUCAAAACGCCCCGAGUCAGACUGGAUUGUCAUGAUUCGGAUGACCA